GUAUUGUUUGGUUCCCCCCAACUUUUAUCCUCUUUACAUCACAACCCCAACCCCAAAGUUUUAUAUAAACACAACCCUCCUACUAAUCUCUCAAAAGACAACAAAAAGACAUAAACAAAUGAUGAAACUGAAAUCAAAGAGACUAUACCGAAGCUUUUCAAGGUUGCGCAGCGGCAGUAGCGGUGGUGUGAGUGGUGGCAGCGGUGGUGGCAACUGUGAUGGUGAGAAGAGGGGCAACACAACGGUGAUGGGAUCAAUGGGUGAAGUCAAAUGGGAACUGCGACCUGGUGGGAUGCUUGUGCAAGUUAGGAGAGAUGUUGCAGGUGGAGAAAGUGUUACAGAAGGGAUUAUUAUUGUCCGAGUGACUACUGUUUCACAGUGGCAUGAUAUUUCUAUUCGAGCGACUUCAACUUUUGGAGAGUUGAAGGUCAUAUUAUCUUCAAUGACAAGCUUGGAGGCGAGAGAGCAAAGGCUAUUGUUUAAAGGGAAAGAACGCGAAGAUGGAGAACACCUUCACAUGGUUGGGGUUCGAGACAAUGACAAGGUAUUAUUGUUACAAGAUCCAGCCAUCAAGGAAAGGAAGCGUCUUGGAUUAAACAAACCACCUCUAUAUCGCACAAUCACUGUAUAAACAUUUACAUAAAAGCUAAUAUUUCUCUAAAUACUAGUUUAUGUAGUGAUAUUGUUUAGAUUUUACUAACCACACCCUCUUAUUUUCGAAGGGUGAUGUUACUCGUAUUUUGUUUUUUUUGUUUCUUUUGCUUAUAAUAGUUAGGAGCUAGAUUGUUGUAUUAGCUACCUUCUUAUUUUAAGGGUGAUGCCAGUCACUUAAUUUUAUGUAUUUGUCUGAUAAAUGAAUAUGUGUUCGUUUUA
Messenger RNA from Lactuca sativa (garden lettuce), 873 nucleotides. Its product is annotated as BAG family molecular chaperone regulator 2. Lineage: Eukaryota; Viridiplantae; Streptophyta; Magnoliopsida; Asterales; Asteraceae. The record is from RefSeq and is a predicted model, not a curated record. Gene Ontology annotation, molecular function: protein binding.